AUGCCAACCGAGUCUGAUCAGAGAAAGAAGAGCUUCACGAACUGGUGCUCGGGACAUGCCUGGUUUCGCCACUUGCCCUGGAAGACCCAUCGACCAUCCUACACUGAGAAUGCAGUGGAGGAUCGCUGCGCGCGUUGCAAACACAACAGGCAUAGACUCCUGAAACUCUGGUGGCGUUCGGAGAGUGAGACUAUAUGCAAUUCAUGCUACACGAAGGGCGACUGGAAAGACAUAAUGCCUCAAGGCUAUGAGAAUGUGAGAACUAUGAAGGAAAUACGCGCUCGGAAGGCAGAACUUGAGAAGCAGGAAGCCGAGCGGUAA
Messenger RNA from Aureobasidium melanogenum CBS 110374, 321 nucleotides. RefSeq lists its product as uncharacterized. The coding region runs from base 1 to 321 and encodes 106 amino acids. The record is from RefSeq and is a predicted model, not a curated record. NCBI's taxonomy places the organism in Eukaryota, Fungi, Ascomycota, Dothideomycetes, Dothideales, Saccotheciaceae. The transcript has a single exon.